AUGACAACACCAAACCAUCUGCCUGCAGACGCAAUCCAGCGAGUCCUUUUCGUCCAUUCCAAAGUUCACGUCUAUAAUAUUCCGCCAUUGACCUCUAAUAAAGGAUACCUAGCCGCCAGCUGGACCGAGAAUAAUAACGCACGCCAGAUCUUCACCGCCCGUGUUCGCAUUCUCGAAACGGCUAUCCCACCGUCCGCUACCAAUCCUCACGCACCCGAGACGAUCUCUGUUGAUGUUUUGCUUGAGGAUCCAAAUACCGGUGACUUAUUUGCUGGCGCCCCGUACGCAGACAAAUUGGUCGUGGAAGCAGCGGUCGACAGCUCGCGAUUCUUUGCGGUAAGGGUCGUAGGCGAUGGCGGGCGGAAAGCGGUGCUGGGGCUUGGCUUUGAAGAAAGGAGUGAAGCGAUAGAUUUCGGGAUCUGCUUGCAGGAGUGUAGAAAGACUUUAGGUUAUGAAGGUGCCCCUCAAGUGGGCUCUAAAGCCCGUAAAACGCAGGAUUCUGAAUCAGCCAAGAAGGAUUGGAGUUUGAAAGAGGGCGAAACCAUCAAGAUCGAUAUUGGGAAUAGAGCAAAGCCAAACGAUGGGCAAGUCGAUAGCCUGAGGGGCAGUUCGGCCAAAGAAGAGGAGAAAGCAUUGUUCUCGAUAAAACCACCACCUUCCACGAGUAACAAGGGCAUACCAGCAUUGGCUCCACCUCAAGAAGCACAAGAAGGACUCUCGCGGAAGAGACGUAGCAGAGGUCCAGCCGCCGUCGGUGUAAAGGAGCUGGGCUUCGAUGACGAUUUUGGGGAAUUCCAAUGA
Molecule: messenger RNA, 801 nt
Organism: Bacidia gigantensis
Lineage: Eukaryota; Fungi; Ascomycota; Lecanoromycetes; Lecanorales; Ramalinaceae
Exons: 1
Coding region: 1-801 (266 amino acids)
Biological process (GO): endocytosis
Cellular component (GO): clathrin vesicle coat; membrane
Source: RefSeq, a predicted model, not a curated record